CAGUAGGUAACUGCAGGAGCUAGCCUAGCCAGAGAGCGGGCUUGGCAUGGCUCAGUUACACGUCCUGCUUGGAGCCCAUGGAGGAUCGGACUGCUUGGUCUCAUGCCAAUGGAAGUUGGGAGGACGCAUGAAGGGGCUGUUUUCGACUGAGCAAAGUCGUUGCCAGAACACUUCUAGGUAGGAACGCUUUGAGAAGAUUUGCAUCCGGAAAGUCGGUCAGGGACGUUAGGAGUUGGGAUUUGGGAAUUGCGUGCUGUGCGGAGUAGUCUAAAUUGUUGGGAGCCGGUUGGUUAUUAAACCCUUGUGACGCGAACAACGGGGCGAUGCGAUUGCACUAACGCUGGCCGGAGAUGGCCAUGGAGGUUGAGGAGCGGUGUGGCAGUCUGGGGGCUGAUCUCAUGGAAGCAGACGACCACCUGCUGGAAAACCUCUGGCAGUCCUUUGGUUGGGACUCUCCUGAAGCUGGCCAGUCAGGACCUGACCAAGGGCCCGGGGCUGCUGACCUGUCAUUGGACCCCGAGAGUAAUACAAGCUGCGACUGGGAGAAGCUGUUAGACGCAGAGGAGAUUCAAAGGAUCUGGCCGGAUGAGUUUACUGUGGAUAUUGAGAAGCUGGGUCCGCUCCCUGAAAGUGCUGAGGGGGCUGCAGAACCCCCUAUGUGGGGUUGGCCCGUAGGGAAUGCUCAGGGCACUCCCCUUCCCAGUUUUGAGCCAUUGCCGUCGGUGACUGGCACUGUGAGGAAGCAGGCAGGAGCUUCUCAGACUUCUUCUUCGGUAAGCCAAAUCAGCAGCGAGCGGCAGUCAAAUAAGAAAGAGCCCGCUCAAUCAGGACAGGUUUCAUUGGGAGGAGGCCAGGGAAAGCGAUCGAGAAGCGAGGAUGGGGAUGGGAGUUCAGAAGGAGACGCGGAUAGCCCAGAAGACAGCAAGAAACGAGCAAGGUUGGUCCGCAACCGGGAGUCUGCCUCGCAGAGCCGCGAGCGCAAGAAACAGCGGAUGCAGGACAUGGAGCAGCGCUGCGCGAGCCUGGAGGAGCAAGUCCGGUCGCUAUCCAGGGCCGUCACAGCAACUGCGCUGGAGAACGCGGCGCUGCGCGAGGAGCUCGCCCGACGGCAGAUGUACCAUUUCCCACCAGCGGCCGCGACCGCCCCUGGAAGGUCCAGGGGGAGAGGGGCCAAGAAGAGCAACGGAACAGAGCCUGCAGUGCUUUCGAGUGACUCCCUGCCGUGGAGUUCCCUGUUCCACCGCUCCACUUGCCCCCCCUCCCCCCUAGCUCCAUCGCCACCGCUGCCGCAGCAGCGGCUGUUGGCAAGUGGGCCCUUCCUGCUGUUCGUCCUGCUUCUCGCGUGGUUAGCCAGCCCAGUAGGAAACCCAGAAAGCAGAGACGACAGCCAGCAAGUCAGCAGCAGCAGCCAGCUUGUCUGCAGCCUUCGGGUAGCGAGCCUGGUCCGGGGCACCUCGCCCCGCAGGCGACGGCGGGGCAAGCGAAAAGCUAGGAAGCCUGGGGUUCGAUCCGAGAGGUUGAGAAGGGGAUCAGGUUUAGGGAUGGUGUUUGAAUCUGACAAAGAGCAGCGAUUGGCUGCAUCGGCAGCUUAGGAAGGUUUCGUUAGUAGAUUGUAUAUUACUGCAACAGCUAUGGUUGGACAUUUGGAAUGCUCCUCUUCUUGGUUCGCAUGGAUUCUCAAGCUACUGUUAAGAUCAACAACUGUGUUUCUCUUUCAUAUUGCCAUUUAUGAGUCAAUCAAGAACUUGAUUGUGU
This is a messenger RNA of Klebsormidium nitens, 1755 nucleotides long. Lineage: Eukaryota; Viridiplantae; Streptophyta; Klebsormidiophyceae; Klebsormidiales; Klebsormidiaceae. The record is from the annotation of a GenBank genome assembly.